Messenger RNA from Fraxinus pennsylvanica, 2091 nucleotides. Lineage: Eukaryota; Viridiplantae; Streptophyta; Magnoliopsida; Lamiales; Oleaceae. The record is from the annotation of a GenBank genome assembly.
AUGGCAGCCACCGGAACCGGCGUCUGUGCCGCCGGUUUCUCUCCGAUUCUUCGGAGUAACAUAUUUCCGGCCGACGUAAGGCCGAAACUCUCGGUAUUUGCAUCGGUAACGAAUAGAGCAGUAGAGUCAGUUAUUUUGACCGAGCAAGAGCAACGGAAAAGAGCUCCGACCGUUUGGGAUAAUGGAACCUUCAAGAACAAGAACUCGACGGCAAAUAUAAGAGAAGAUGAGUCGCAGAGUGGAGGUUUGAGUUUAAGAGAUUACUUGGAACUUUCGAGAGAUUUGAUUGCCAGAUCGGACGGUGGACCGCCUCGGUGGUUUUCGCCUUUAGAGUGCGGCGCUCGAUUGAAAGACUCUCCUCUCUUGCUUUUUCUGCCAGGGAUCGACGGUGUUGGACUUGGACUUACCUUGCAUCAUGAAAGACUGGGAAAGAUAUUUGAUAUAUGGUGCUUGCAUAUUCCCGUUAUGGAUCGAACAUCAUUUAAAGACCUGGUGAAGCUUGUUGAAAGCACAGUUAGGUCGGAGUAUUGCCGUUCACGAAAUAGACCAAUAUAUCUUGUUGGAGAAUCUCUGGGGGGAUGUCUUGCACUAGCUGUGGCUGCCUGUACUCCGGACAUUGAUCUUGUAGUUGUUUUAGCUAAUCCAGCUACAUCUUUCGGCAAAUCACAGCUUCAAACUUUAAUACCUUUGUCUGUAAUGCUGCCCGAGCAGCUCCGUGCUGGCUUGCCUUACAUGCUGAGUUUAAUGACAGGUUUCCCAUCAACGUUACUGAUGGCAACCAUGGAGAAAAGACUUCCUUUGGAGCAAACGGUUGGAGAGCUAUCCAAGGGUGCUGUAGCAUUUUCGUCUUAUCUUUCUGUCCUGGCUGAGCUUUUGAACGUAGAGACGAUUCACUGGAAGCUGAACAUGCUCAAAUCAGCUGCAGCAUUUGCCAAUUCACGUCUUCAUGCUGUCAAAGCUAAAACACUGAUACUUACGAGUGGACAAGAUCAGUUACUUCCAAGUAGAGAUGAAGGUGAAAGACUCCGUCAAAUGUUGCCAAAUUGCGAGAUCCGCACAUUUAAUGACAGUGGUCAUGCCCUCUUCUUGGAAGAUGGAUUCGAUUUGGUUACAAUCCUAAUGGGUGCCAGUUUUUAUCGCCGAAGAAGACACCGUGACUAUGUCUUUGAUUAUUUACCACCAAGCCCUUCUCAGUUUAGAAAAAUCUAUGAACCUCAUAGAUGGACUGAGGUUGCCAUGAAUCCUGUAAUGCUCUCAACCUUGGAAAGUGGAAAAGUUGUGCGAGGACUUGCAGGCAUUCCUUCUGAAGGACCAGUAUUGCUCGUUGGUUAUCACAUGAUGCUUGGAUUUGAACUAGUCCCUCUGGUAUCCCGAUUUUGGAUUGAAAGAAAUAUUCUCGUGAGAGGCAUAGCACAUCCAAUGAUGUUCACCAAGUUAAAGGAUGGAUUAUUACCAGAGUUGUCAUCUUAUGAUACGUACAGAAAGAUGGGGGCGGUUCCUGUAUCAGCAACUAAUUUCUAUAAACUUUUUUCAUCGAAAUCCCAUGUCCUGCUGUAUCCAGGAGGAAUGCGGGAGGCUCUUCAUCGGAAGGGUGAGGAGUACAAGUUGUUCUGGCCAGAACAAUCAGAGUUUGUUAGGAUGGCAGCGAGAUUUGGAGCAAAAAUUAUACCUUUUGGUGUUGUCGGGGAAGAUGAUGUUGGUCAAUUACUCUUGGACUAUGAUGACCUGAGCAAGAUACCGUAUUUCAAGGCCAGUAUAGAGAAGUUAACGGAUGAGGCAGUGAAGUUGAGGACCGAUGCUGAAGGAGAGGUCUCAAACCAAGAUGUACACCUUCCAAUAAUUCUACCCAAACUUCCUGGCCGCUUUUAUUUCUUAUUUGGGAAGGCAAUAGAGACAGAAGAAAGGAAGCAGGAAUUGAAAAGCAGAGAAAAAGCUGAUGAGUUGUAUUCAGAAGUGAAAAAUGAGGUUGAAAGAUGCAUAGCUUAUUUGAUGGAUAAAAGAGAAAACGAUCCAUAUCGGAAUAUUUUUGCCCGUUUAAGUUACCAGGCAAUACAUGGUUUUGAUUCUGAGGUUCCAACUUUUGAUAUAUGA